Molecule: messenger RNA, 1218 nt
Organism: Aaosphaeria arxii CBS 175.79
Lineage: Eukaryota; Fungi; Ascomycota; Dothideomycetes; Pleosporales
Product: 30S ribosomal protein-like protein S7
Exons: 3
Coding region: 18-1043 (341 amino acids)
Biological process (GO): ribosomal small subunit assembly; translation
Cellular component (GO): ribosome
Molecular function (GO): rRNA binding; mRNA binding; structural constituent of ribosome
Source: RefSeq, a predicted model, not a curated record
CACACUCCACGCCCGCCAUGCCGCCCCGAUUAAACCCUCUCUCAUUCUCGAGACCAAUUGCAUACCGACCAAAGGCACAGGUGCAAUUGCGCCUUCAGCCUGCGGCCCGCAUCGCUCCGUGGCAAUGCCGCAACUACGCCGACAAAACUGAUUCAGCAGGCGCAGACCGAUCGAAACGCAUUGAGGCACAACCGCUUGGUCAUGUUAGUGAAGAGGCUGCACAAACAGCUAAGAUCACGGGCGAGCAAGGUCCAGAGCUGUCGAAAGGAACGCCUAUUGAGGAGGUUGUGAAGGGCGAUAAAGCUGUAGUCGACAAUCUCCCCAAAGUAAUGCAGGAUGCGAUCAAGGCAAAACAAUCAAGUUCUCCACCGAAGGGAUCCAGAUCUUACUCCACAACGACGACACCGGUCACGAACAACGGCAGCAUGGAUAUCGGGAUUUUCAAUCUACCUACCAAGACACCUGCAGCAGUACCAGGAGCGAAGUUCGAGGUUCCAUCGCUGCCCCUUCCGAAGGGCUCCCAUGUCAAGCAUAGAUAUGAUCCUGUCAUCGAACAAGUGACGAACCUACUCAUGCAACACGGACAGAAGAGCAAGGCUCAACGAAACAUGUCCCUCAUCCUUCAACACCUGCGUACCUCCCCAAUCCCCACCAUCAAUCCUGACCGUCCUCUCGUUCCUGGCGCCCCUCCGCCAUCACACUUGCCUUUAAACCCUGUUCUCUAUCUUACCCUCGCGGUCGAUUCGGUGGCUCCCCUUCUCCGACUUCGAAGUCAGAAGGGUGCAGCUGGAGGUGGUGUCGCCUUGCAGAUUCCCAUCCCACUCGGUCUAAGGCAGCGCAGGCGGACAGCCGUACAGUGGAUCCUCAACUCUGCCGUGAAGAGGAAGAAUGUGGGCAGUGGCAAGACUGGAUUUGCUCAGCGAUUUGCACAGGAGUUGAUCAGCGUCGUGGAAGGCCGAAGCUCUGUGUGGGACAGGCGCAAUGCCGUACACAAGUUGGGUGUGGCCGCCCGAGCCAAUAUUGUUCUACCUAAGAGAAGAUAGGAGGCAUGGCUGGGAAGCUAAGUUGAAAAAAAAAACGAUACCUUGGUCGGAUCAUUUCAUGUACAAAUACAAAUAGCGAUUGCUGAGUUUUCGAACUGUUCCAAUAGUUAAAAGCAAUGUACGAUUUCAGUUCGCACAUAGUGUGCGUCAUUAUGUGUCAGAGUCAUGAGCCUCA